This is a messenger RNA of Nerophis ophidion (straightnose pipefish), 2451 nucleotides long. RefSeq names its product dynein regulatory complex subunit 1 homolog (Chlamydomonas) (gene drc1). The transcript has 16 exons. Gene Ontology annotation, cellular component: axonemal dynein complex; axoneme. The record is from RefSeq and is a predicted model, not a curated record. Bases 27 to 1865 code for a protein of 612 amino acids. Gene Ontology annotation, biological process: cilium-dependent cell motility; axonemal dynein complex assembly; regulation of cilium movement. Lineage: Eukaryota; Metazoa; Chordata; Actinopteri; Syngnathiformes; Syngnathidae.
UGUACUUUAUUUUGCACAUCGCAAGUAUGCAAACAAGUAAGAAAGAGAUCGGAAACUUUGAUUUUUCUGGCAGUGAAGAAGCAGAAAACAGAGUGUCCAAGGAGGAUGGCACUCAUGUGGAGGUCAACAAGGACAGCCCGCCUCAAGGAGAAGAGCAAGAUGGAGGGCGGAUCUCCAAGCUGGAAAGAGAGUUGUUGGCGUUGGUCAUCGACAUUCAAACUGAAGCUGAUGCGAAAGAAUCAAUGAGAAGGUCAGAAUUGGAGGAAGCUCGCAGGAUCAGGGCUGAGAUGCUGCAGAAAGAAGCCAAGUUCAGCCAGGAGAAGUUCGAGGAGAUCUCUGGCAGGUGGUCGCUGGCUGAGCAGACUGAGAUCCCUCAGGUCUUGCAAGAAACCUUGACCUGGCAACAGUUGUUAUGUGCAGAGGUCAUUGAGGACAAGAAGAAAGUCAUCAAAGAUCUGCAGCAGGAGUUGAAGAGUGAAGAUGAUCGCUACGUGAAGGACUUGAGGAAGCAGGCGGAGGAGAUGGACACGAUGACCAAGCGCUCAGAGAAGCUCAUCAGUACGCUGACACAGGCCUACAGGGAAGAACUAGCCCAGAUUGAGAGCGUGUACCAGCAGGAACACGAGGUCUUGCUGACAAAAGAGUGCAGCGAAUGGGAGCACUGCGUCAAGGAACUGUGGGACAAACAGCAAGCCAGGCUGACGGAGAGGAGGCGGACCGUGGAGGAGUACGAAGCGAAAAUACACAACCUGAUGAUGGAUCCCGAACACAAGUGCGACGCCAUGAGGGCAGAACACGAUGCAAAGUUUCAGGGCCUGGAGAGGGAACGUCAGCAGAUGCUGGCUGACAGCAUGAUCAGCAACAUACAGCACAUGAAACUCAAAGAUGGCCGGGAGCCAUACAACUUGGCCCACAUGAAGAGCAGAAUCACCAGUCUGCAGACUGAGCUGAAAACCCUGAGGAGCAAAUACACGAGUCAGCAGAAAGAGUCGGAGAAGCGGAGCAGGCGCUUGUCGGACGACUACAAACGCAGCGUGGAGCAAUAUGAACGCAUGCAGCUGAGAAUCAAACACUUCGCCGUGGCUGACGCCAAGCACUUUGAGGAAACAUGGCGGAUGCUGGACAAGGAGGUCAGGGAGCAGGCGGAGAAGGCCGUCCGCCUUGACUCGCUGAUAUGCAAGCAGCACCUUGGUCUUGCCUGGGAGAGGCCUCGAGGAUCCUUGGCGACGCAGACUGACGGCUCUUGUGGGAUGAGUGCAGAGGAGGAGGAGGAGAUCUCCAUGGCGACACUGAAAGAACUCAUGGAGAUGCUAUGCGAAGAGUUGGGCUUCCUUGUUGAGGACAAAGUCCAGCUGCUGUCUACUUUGGAUAAGAAAGAAGAGACGGUUGUGAAGCUGGAUGCUCUUUUUAGUGCUCUCGGCAUAGAAGAGGAGGACAUGCCCAAGUUGGCUGACUUCCUGCUAAAAGAGCAGCAGCAGGAGCCAGUUAAGGAUAUUCAUGCCAGGACACGAGGAGGUGCCACCAGUUCAUCAUCUAGUCUGACCUCGGACCUCAUCCAUCCUAGCCACAUCCUGCCUGCUCUGAAGAACUUCCUCAAGCAUCACAGCCGCUUCAGGAGCUCAGCCUGUGAGCACCCUCGUUACUGGAGUGCUGACAUGUGGGAUUCUUCAGCCGAUCAAACCCAUUGGGAGAGUCUGGCCAACAUCAUCCCCAAGGACAGACUCAAUGUGUGGGAUGCAGCUGAGAUUGUAUUAAAAAAGCACAUGGCAGUCCUUACAGAGAUGUCGGAUUGCAUGCCUGAAAUCGAGGCUUUGGAACAGCAGAAUGCAGAACUCCGCAUGCUACUGCAACAAAACAACUCAUAAGCUCCCAGCAGUUUCUUGACGAGGUAGCCCGGCAUGCUGUAGAGGAAGAGGCCCAGCAUGACGAGCAGGAGCAGGGCCGACACGAUCUUGAUGAUGAGCCACUUGUAGCGGUUGCACACCAGGUAGCGGAUGGCUUUCAGCGGGCUCAGGAACCACAGGAAGGUGGUGUCUGGGCGGCUGGAUAAAGGGAACGAGAGGAGGAGGCUCUUACUGUGCGCCAUGUCGUUAACCAGCAUGACUCAAAAUGAUCGACAAAGGGCGGUAGGAAGCCAUUGUUAUGAAGUGAUGACACAGGUUAUCAUGCUAAGUCGAGGUUGAGUGCCAGUCAUUUGUACCGUGAUUUUAGAAUAAAGCGCACCAUUAUAAGCCGUCCAACUUCAUUUGUCUGCGCAUUUUAUUUUGUAUAUACUCUAUAUACUGUAAGUGCAUCUAUAAGCUACACAUUGAAACAUUCAAUAUUUACACAUACUCACAUAUGUGGAUAUGUGUAAAUAUUUAUAUUUAUUUAUAGCCCUAAAUAUGUAUAUUUAUGGCUAAUCUUUCCUGUGAUAAAGUGGCCACCAAGGUAAUCAAAAAAGUCAACCAA